This is a messenger RNA of Archocentrus centrarchus (flier cichlid), 933 nucleotides long. RefSeq names its product mitochondrial ribosomal protein L47 (gene mrpl47). The transcript has 7 exons. Gene Ontology annotation, biological process: mitochondrial translation. Gene Ontology annotation, molecular function: structural constituent of ribosome. Bases 10 to 789 code for a protein of 259 amino acids. NCBI's taxonomy places the organism in Eukaryota, Metazoa, Chordata, Actinopteri, Cichliformes, Cichlidae. Gene Ontology annotation, cellular component: mitochondrial large ribosomal subunit; mitochondrial ribosome. The record is from RefSeq and is a predicted model, not a curated record.
ACGUCAAAGAUGGCGGCGUCCUCGUCUUCAGGACGCGUUUUGACUCUUUGCAAACAGUUUCAAAAUGUCUUUAGGAUAUCUUCAGCGAUAAAUGCGCAAAAUUGCGCUGUUAAUUUGGCCAAAUGUCAGAGUUCUCUUCUCAGGGGAACGUCUCCACGCAUCAUCCCAUCUUGGAGCAGUCCGAUCAGCACCGCAGGUCAGUAUCGAGCUCUGCACACAACCAUCAGCAGAAGAGGAUUAGAAGAGUUCUUUGAUUCGGCUGAGAACUGGGGAGAGCCCACUGUGAAGUCAGGUGCACCAUGGACCGCCAAACAACUGAGAACAAAGAGCAACGAGGACUUGCACAAACUCUGGUAUGUGCUGCUGAAAGAAAAGAACAUGCUGCUGACACUUGAGCAGGAAGCAAAAAGGCAGAGGGUCCAGAUGCCAAGUCCAGAAAGAAUAAGGAAGGUUGAGCGGUCCAUGAUCAGACUGGAGACAGUUGUGAAGGAGAGAGAGACCGCACUGCGUCUGCUGCAAACAGGACAAGAGAAAGGCCGACCAGGAACCUGGAGGAGGAACAUAUUUGGAUAUACCUACUGGUAUCGGUUCAAAGAGUACGCUAUUCCCUGGUACAUGAAUAAAAGAUACAAGCGUAAGAGGUUCUACACACCCAAGUUUGUCGAACCACAUAUAAGGCUGCGUAUUGAGAAGCACCUUCGGGAAAGGGCAAGGAAAGAAAACUUAAAGAAGAGAAGUCUUGCCAAAUUAAAGGAGAGGUUCCCUCAGAUUAAGACUCCUGCUUCCUGAAAUUUAUAGCUAUUUUUGGUGACUUUUCAACAUCUGGCUUGUUUGAAUCAGCUCAAGUAUCCAUGGAUAGACUGAAAUUGUUGUCUUGUAUGUUUCCAGCUGUUAUUUGCUCUCAUAAGAUAAAUUAUGCUUGAUCACCCUAAA